Messenger RNA from Australozyma saopauloensis, 2334 nucleotides. RefSeq lists its product as uncharacterized. The record is from RefSeq and is a predicted model, not a curated record. The transcript has a single exon. NCBI's taxonomy places the organism in Eukaryota, Fungi, Ascomycota, Pichiomycetes, Serinales, Metschnikowiaceae. Bases 1 to 2334 code for a protein of 777 amino acids.
AUGGAGGAUAUAAUUCCGCAAAUUCCAGAAAGGCCUAAGUCAAAGGUGGUUUCAGAAGAUGUCUCAGCUGCCAUUGAGCCUCUGACCACCUCGGAAUCGGUGACACCAGUAAUUCCGCCCAGACCACAGAAAGCAAGUAAAUCUGAGCCAUUGGAGCCACCAAUGGAUGUCAAAGAAAGCUCUCCAAUUAAGAAUGAUCUUCUUGAAAGCCUGAAUCCGUUAAGUGCAGAAUCCAACGAUGAAGAAGCCACAACUCCGCAUAUACCACCCAGACCUCAGAAAUCUACCUCUGUCCCCGACCAUGUGGAGCUUGAAAUUAAUCCUGUUAUACCUCCAAGACCCGUGAGACCUUCUGCAGCUCAAGAUAACAAAAUUGAUCCGGUUGUGCCUGCCAGACCUAUAUUAUCAAAAGCCAGUGAUCUGACCGAGGAGCAGAAGACACCAGCCGCCCUCGAGAGUUCUGUCUCUUUAAGUCGCGAUGUAGUUGAAACUGAGCAGAAUCUGGUUGGUGAACAGGCUUCCAAACAAGAGACAGCUAGUAUUCCAGUAUCGAGUUCAGAGAAAUCAACUGCUUCGAUGUUUGAGAAGGAUGAAAAUUGCGCCGAUAAGAACUCGAGCACAGUAAAAAAGCUGGAUGUUGUUGGUGUAGCCAACGACUCCGUCACGCAACCAAUAAUUGCUCCCGAAGAUUCCAAAGGAAGCGGCGCUGCUGUAAUUACAUCGGAGAACGCAGAUAUAGAUGAUACGAUCCCUACUAAAGAACCACUUACAGUACAGCAACUGACUUCUUUAGCAGACAGUUCCGUGCCUGGAGAUACUGUUGUACCUGAGGAUUCUUCUGUACCAAGGAAAUCUUCUGUGCCUAAGGAUGCGUCUGUACUUGAGGACGCUUCUGUACUUGAGGACGCUUCUGUACUUGAGGACGCUUCUGUACUUGAGGACGCUUCUGUACCUGAGGAUGCUUCUGUACCUGAGGAUGCUUUUGUACCUGAGGAUGCUUCUGUACCUGAGGAUGCUUCUGCACUUAAGGACGCUUCUGUUUCUGCAGACGCUACAAAAGCAAAGGAAUCGAACUUUCGCGAAGAGGUGUCUUCCACAGAAGACGCUUUUGUCACGCAAAAGGCCCUCAAUGAUGAAUCAGACCUCUCUACCAAUCCUGUUGAGGACAAGGACACUUCCAAGGCAACUAUAUCCGAACCAACUAUCCCCGACACGACAGCUACCCUCAACUCUGAGUCCUCUGAGCUGGCUGAGAAAUCAAAUGAAAUUUCCGAAACUCCAAUUAUUCCAGAGCGUCCAACGAACACUCGUAAGUCAUCUUCUCCAAGUACUCUAGACAAAAGUACGCAACCAAUCGUUCCCCCUCGACCAGUGAAACCAUCUGUUUCCGGGAACGAUACCAAAUUCGUUCCACCCAAACCGAAGAAAUUGUCAUCAAAAAUCGCUGCUUUCCAGCAAAUGUUCAAUCAACCAGAGCCUCAAAUCGAGCAUAAAAGACCUCCUCCUCCUGCAAAAAAGUGGAGCGGUGACAGGUCAGGCAUUGCCAACAACUUGCAAAACAUUAUGGGAAGGGGCAUCCCUUUGCCUGGAAUGGUAGCACCCGGUCAACUCAAGUCUGCACUGAGCUCUCCAACUAAGGAAGAACCAGAGGAAAAUGUUGAUGAACCUGAAUCGUUGGCACCUGUUGCACGCAGAGCUAAAGGUCCAAGAGGCAAAAAGCUUCCCAAGUCUGUGCAAGAAUCAAGCAUCGUUGUUGAGCCAAGAUUUCAAUUGGUAACUGCAGACUUGUGGGAACUCAAAUUAUCAAAAUCUGUCAAAACAUCGGAUCUGGCGCAAGUUGAUGAUGAUGGUGGUGAUAGCGUUACUGUUGAGGAUAUUCAAGAGUGUGAUCAAUUACCCCCGGCCGCAACUGAGGAAUCAGAUGUCGUAGCGCCUGUGUCCUCAGUCAUAGCUCAUGAUGCUGAGAUAGAAGAGCAGAGUGCGGAAUUGUCCGCGAAGACAUCUGUCAACCUUCCUAGCGACACUGCUUCGACAGGUGACUCGACGGAAUUCUUUGAAGCAUCUCCUUCCACAGAUGGUAUCGAGAAAGUCAGCGCCCCUGCUUUAUCAGAGGCGCUUGAAAGAAGCGAAGAAUCUUCGAAUAAUCUCACAAUAGCAGAAGAAUCCGGUUCCAUGAAGCAUGGUGAACUUAAAGUAGAACAAAGCCCUGUUGAGGUUGAGCCCCUUUCGGUGGAGGGUUCGGAAAAGGCUGCAGAUUCAGCCAUCGUCGACGAGAUUAUCAAUACAGUUGAUCAGUUACCAGAGCCGAUGCCAAUUGUCGAACAUUCCCUGUAA